GGACGAGAUUAGUCGUUCGAAUACAGCGUGCCGACCAAGUGCGCGUUCGUCGAGUGCAGCAGGCCUAGCGUAGUGUUCGAUAAAGUUAAUUUCAUACGUUGGCCGUUUUACGAAGUUAACGUUGUAGUACUUAUCGUCCAGUGGAAAGUUUUGGCAGUUCAACAUGUGAAUUCGUUCGGUUCCUAUCUCUACAGUUUUCUAUUCUGUGUUUUGUUUUCUUUUUUUUUUGUUGACUGACUCUCCGAAGGAUUUCACUGUUUUUUUAUGAUUCGGCCGUUUUAUUGGAAGGUGCGUGUCAGAUAGAUAUGAUAAAAUAUAGAACAGUAUUUUCCGAGAUAUCAGUGACCAAUUCGAUCGUUUAUUCCCGCCACAAGGAGCCACGUUGGCUGAAAGGAAGCUAAUUGGACCACACACGUCUCCCUGGGGUACCCCAAGUUCGAGGAUCGGUACAUGGAAACGGCUGUUAUCUAGACGGCGAAGCAAAGGCCCAAAAACGGCGUCUACAAAAGGUGCCCAGCGCAAAAUCAGGAAGAGGUACCAGAUUCUGAAGAUACCCAGUCAUAAAAUCAAGUCGCACUGGGCCUGGACCACAGAGAUAACGUUCGAACCUGAAACUUCGAUAGUUGGAAAAAUUUCGGACGUAGCAGUGACCAUAAAACAGUGGUGGCGCGAUGUGGGGCUGUGCCCCAGGCCGGCCCCCACUGCGGUAGGGGUACCAGCGUCGCGCCGUAAUCGCAAAGGGGGGGCUUUGCGACACAUGGGCACGUCCUUUAGUAUGUGCAAACUGAAUAACUGCAAAAUUAAGAGAAGCCUACACCUCCGCAGUAGUGGCGACGACUGUCGGAUGCCAGCAGAGGGGGCUGGCCCCACCUCGGAAACGUUGCGAGACAGGCACCAGAAGUAUUCUCAGCGUCUUCUGGAGAGCGCUGGAAAUGGCUACGAUCCAGAAUUCGCUCGAAUGGAAGCUUGGCUCGACGAGCAUCCAGAUUUCGUUCAAGACUAUUUCCUAAGAAAAGCCACGAGGCAGGUCGUGGACACGUGGCUGUUGUCUCACGCCACCCCCACCCCCUCCAGCGUGGAGCUGUCCUCGCCGACUCAUAAUCAGUCCAGGGGCGGAUCGGGGGCCACAACCCCAGUGAGGAAGAUCUCUGCUCACGAGUUCGAACGUGUUGGUCUUCUGAAACCGAUCAUCAGUACGGUUGACGGGCAGCCAACCUUCCUGACUGGAUCCGGGGACCCCCAGAGUAAUGGGGGUGGUCCUGGGAGUCCCACCCCGGUGCGUAGACAGAGGAGGUCCAGGCACGAACUCAGGCAGCUGGAUGAGAAGGAGCUGAUUUUUGAGUUGGUUAAAGAUAUCUGCAAUGAACUCGAAGUCCGUUCCCUGUGCCAUAAAAUACUGCAGAACGUGUCAAUGCUACUUCACGCUGAUCGUGGAUCGUUAUUUCUAGUCCAAGGGGAAAGGGGUGGCGGUUGCACACCCCUCCCGCCUGGGGGUAAACCCCGGGGUCGUUGUCUAGUCUCAAAAUUGUUCGAUGUUUGCUCCAGGAGUACGCUGAAGGAAAUGGAGAAGAAAGAUGAAAUCCGGAUACCAUGGGGUACCGGUAUAGUGGGGUACGUUGCAGAGAGUGGUGAACCGGUGAACAUACCAGACGCUUAUCAGGAUGAACGUUUCAAUCAUGAUAUAGACGCUUUAACUGGUUACAGGACCAAAACCUUGUUGUGUAUGCCGAUAAAGGACACCAACGGGGAUGUAAUUGGUGUGGCACAAGUCAUAAACAAAUUAGGGGACCAACCAUUCACGAAGCUCGACGAGGAAGUAUUUUCUAGUUAUUUACAGUUCUGCGGAAUAGGGUUAAGAAACGCGCAUCUAUACGAAAAAUCACAAUUGGAGAUCAAAAGGAAUCAGGUUCUAUUGGACUUGGCACGUAUGAUCUUCGAGGAACAGAGUACUAUUGAACAUGUCGUGUACAGGAUACUAACGCACACGCAAAGUCUUAUUCAAUGCCAAAGAGUACAGGUUUUAUUGGUAGGUGGUUCUAAAGUUAGUUUUUCAAGAGUAUUCGAUUUUGAAGCAAAUGACCUCGAUAUAACAGAGGACGGAGAAUCUAGAACUAGUCCCUUCGAGAGCCGGUUUCCAAUCAAUAUUGGCAUAACUGGGCAUGUGGCGGCAACAGGAGAAGUGGUGAACAUAGCCAGCGCUGAAGACGACCCCAAAUUCGACCCCAGCGUGGACGAUGGUACUGGCUUCAAGCACAAGACCAUACUGUGCAUGCCGAUUAAAAACUCAUCUGGAGAGAUAAUUGGCGUUAUACAGUUGGUCAAUAAGUUCAACGACUUACCGUUCACAAAAAACGACGAGAAUUUCGUCGAGGCGUUCGCAAUAUUCUGUGGUAUGGGAAUACACAAUACCCACAUGUAUGAAAAAGCUGUGAUUGCCAUUGCCAAGCAGAGCGUGACGCUCGAGGUGCUGUCUUACCACGCUACGGCCAGUCUGGAGGAUGCACAAAAACUUGGAAGUUUAAGAGUGCCAUCGUCAGCUCAUCUGAGACUCCACGAUUUUUCCUUCGACGAUAUACAUAUGACAGAUGACGACACGCUCACGGCAUGCAUUAGAAUGUUCCUGGACCUAGAUUUAGUGGAGAGAUUUCACAUGGACUACGAAGUAUUAUGCAGGUGGCUGUUGUCGGUCAAGAAAAAUUACCGCAAUGUCACCUAUCACAAUUGGAGGCACGCCUUCAACGUUGCUCAGAUGAUGUUCGCAAUUCUUACGGUAACGCAAUGGUGGAACAUUUUUGGGGAAAUAGAGUGUCUAGCUCUGAUGAUAGCAUGUCUUUGCCAUGACUUGGAUCACAGAGGGACGAACAAUUCAUUCCAAAUCAAAGCUUCAUCGCCCCUGGCACAGCUCUACUCGACCUCCACCAUGGAGCACCACCACUUCGAUCAGUGCAUCAUGAUCUUAAACUCCCCGGGAAACCAGCUUCUGUCCAACAUCUCGUCAGAGGAGUACUCCCGGGUUAUAAGGGUGUUGGAAGAGGCGAUUCUAUCCACGGAUCUCGCGAUCUACUUCAGGAAGAGGGGUGCAUUCUUCGCCGCUGUGAGGGAGGGGGCGUGCUGGCAAAUGGACGAGAACAGGGAAAUCAUGAGGGCCAUGCUGAUGACCGUUUGCGACUUGUCGGCCAUAACGAAGCCUUGGGAGGUGGAAAAAAGGGUUGCUGAGCUGGUAUCGUCGGAGUUCUUCGAGCAGGGCGACAUGGAGAGAGCGGAGCUCAACAUUACACCUAUUGAUUUGAUGAAUAGGGAGAAAGAGGACCAAUUACCCCUUAUGCAAGUUGGUUUCAUUGAUUCCAUUUGUUUACCAAUAUAUGAGGCGUUUGCCCUUCUUUCGGACAAUUUAGAACCUCUGGUGGUGGGGGUGAAAAAAAAUCGUGAAAAAUGGAUGGAAAUCGCUAUGGAUCAGAGUCUCAUAGCCAUUGACGAUGAGGAACGCAACAAUAACGAGAAUUCUCCCAAGUCGAAUAACAUGACUGACUCGAGUUCCGAUGUUUCAGCUACAGAAAGUACAACCAACUGAGAAAUAAAAGAAUUGUAUUAAAGUAUGUACAUAAUUAACCAUUAAUUAUUUAUUGUUAGUUUUAGCGAAAAGACUUAUGGAUUUGAAGAAUCUAUGAUGAAGAUAUUUUAGUCAUAUUUCCAAAUAAAUGAGAAAUUGUUACUGAAAUAAGAUAUACUAUUAACAUAACUUCGAAAUUGUCUCUGAAGUAACGACGAUCGCAAAUAAUUCAACAGCAUUGACGCUUACUGUCUCUUUCUCUUCAACUAUGGGCCUAUAUUAUCCAGUUUUUCGUAUUUCAUCAUUCCAAUAAAUGAGUAGAGCAGAAAUUUCAUAUAGUUGUCUUCCACAAAAAUAGUGAGACUCGAUCUGAUUGACAUCUUCAAAAAUUGUAUUCGUUUACGGGUCUAUAAUGCACCAAUAUUUUAUAUGACAUGUAUAACUUAAGAUUUUUGAAACAGACUCGAAAAUGUUUUGGAAUUCCAAAUUAGAAUACAGCUGCAAUAAAAACUGAUAUUCAAAAUUACAGUUUAUAAUAACUAAUGAAUAAAAUCUAUAUUUGGGAAUUCACAGCAUGAAAAAUUUCAAACCAAAGUUAAAUCUACAAGGGUCUAUUGAAUUUACACAAAAAAUCAAUCUACCAUUUAAUAUUACUCUUCAAAAGGCGAGAGGAAAUUUGUAAAUCUAGAACUAUAAAAAUAUUGUAAAUAACUGUCGCUUAAUCAAGAAGUAUAUUAUUUUUUGAAGUGAUUGUUUGAGCAAGAUUUGUAUUUACAGUAUUUAUUUAUUUUAUUUAUAUAUUUAUAAGAGGUCUCAGAUUUCAUGAGUUUUAUUUAAAAGCUCUCUUGUGUAAAUAUUUUAGAUUAUUUUAUGUUGUGAUAAUUAUAUUUGUAGGAAAUUUCAAAAAUGCAUUAAUUGAUCUUGUUGAUUGAUGAAAUUGUAGAGUGAUCAAUAACAAUGUGAACUAAGUGAAUUAGUAUUUUGGUUAAUGCAAGUUUUGUUGAACCUAGUACAACCAAAGUGAUUAGAAAACGAACUAACUUUUAGGUAAGAAUAUUUUUACAACUUUCAGUGUGAUGUCCACUUUAGUUAUAAGAUUAAAGUUUUCUGAUUUUGUUAUUCGAACAGUAAUAUUGAGAAAUAAUAUAUUUAUGAUCUAUU
Coccinella septempunctata (seven-spotted ladybird) is the source of this 4711-nucleotide messenger RNA. Its product is annotated as dual 3',5'-cyclic-AMP and -GMP phosphodiesterase 11. Gene Ontology annotation, biological process: signal transduction. Lineage: Eukaryota; Metazoa; Arthropoda; Insecta; Coleoptera; Coccinellidae. The transcript has 16 exons. Bases 758 to 3571 code for a protein of 937 amino acids. The record is from RefSeq and is a predicted model, not a curated record. Gene Ontology annotation, molecular function: protein binding; 3',5'-cyclic-GMP phosphodiesterase activity; 3',5'-cyclic-AMP phosphodiesterase activity.